Molecule: messenger RNA, 1083 nt
Organism: Gilbertella persicaria
Lineage: Eukaryota; Fungi; Mucoromycota; Mucoromycetes; Mucorales; Choanephoraceae
Exons: 3
Coding region: 9-977 (322 amino acids)
Source: RefSeq, a predicted model, not a curated record
UAAAAAAAAUGACUGGCACACAAGACAUUAUUUUGCACUGGUAUCCUGAAUCACCUUAUUCUCAAAAAGUUGCUUGGGUGUUGAACUACAAAAAAGUUGAAUACAGGACUGUAUUAUGUCAAAGAAUGGAACCUCGUCCACUUCGUCGUCCUCUUGAUGGUGGUUACAGAAAGACACCUAUUCUUCAAGUCGGUAAGCAUGUUUUCUGCGACACCAAAGCUAUCUUUAUGGAGAUUGAAAAACUUUUCCCCGAACCUAGUCUCUAUCCUAAGCUUUCUUCUACUGGUGCUUCCUCUGAAGCCCUUGCUAGAGGUUUGACUUUGUGGGCAGAUAACUCUCUCUUUCUCAAUGUUGUUUCUCAAUUACCCGCCAAAAAUUUGCCUGCUGAAUUCCUUGCUGAUCGUAGUGCUAUGUUGGGUAGAGAAAUUGAUGUCGACAAGUUAACAGCCGCUGCUCCUUUCAUGAAAGCAACUUUAUUGGCUGAAUUUGGUGUUUUGGAAAAGCUCCUUGAUGGAAAGAACUGGAUCUUGGAAACUGAAGCACCUUCUCUUAUCGACUUCAAUGCAGCCAUGAUGACUUUCUUUACAGUAAACUUGGUUGGUGAGAAAUGGGUUCAAGCAAACUUGAAGAUUAUGUUUGAACACAUGAGUAAGCUUAUGGGUGUUGCUGAUUGGGAAGGCACUGCAAAGCGUCCUGUCCUUACUGAAGAAGAAGCUAUUGAAGUUUUGAAACGUCAUGCUUCUGAUGAAGUAUCUCAAGACUUCAAGGUUCAUUCAAGUGGCCUUCCUAUUGAAUUAGGUCAACAAGUUUUGGUUAUGCCUUUGGAUACUGGCAAAGUUCCUGUUUAUGGUACACUUUUGAAGAGUACUAAGGAUGAGACUGUUGUUGAAUACAAUGAUCCUAACUAUGGGACUACUGCCUUUAUUCACUUCCCUGCUCUUGGUUUUGUUGUCUUGCCUAAGCCUAGCUCUGAUUAAAUUCAAUAAAACCAUUACAUUUUUGUAUAUACAAAAAACAAUAUGUUUAUUUUCAAUCAUGUAUAUAAAAAUUAGCUUCUUACAGAUUCCGAGUUUCUUCAAAAAC